AACACGAAGACUACUGACCUACAAGUUGGACACCGGAUGUUUUGAGAACAGCACUUUGAGGUGGACAGUAGCUACUGUGAAGACUUUGAGGAUGAACACCAGUCUAACGCGCUGGAAGGAGGCGGCUACUCUCAUUUUAGCCGCAGGCCGCCAGCUCGUUGCGGGCAGUCAGUCGUCAGGUUCACUGCAGAAAGCCGCUUCAGCUUCCCCGCUGGCUGACAGCGGCUGCGCGGUGUCACACCUGCUGCACUCCUCCUUUGAUUAUGAGGUGUUGUUGCUCAAACGCAGCGGGAAAAGCCGAUUUAUGCCCAGUGCCUAUGUGUUUCCCGGGGGUGUGGUGGACGCCUCGGACUUUUCCAGUGAGUGGCUGGACAUUUUCUCGUCUUUCAAGAACGUUUCAGACUUUGGCUUGAGAAGUAUCGAACAAGCGCCGGACAGCAGACCUCCCAUCUUCGCCACAAACCGAAUGAAACUGGGCUCUCCUAUCCCUGGAGAGGUCGCCUUCAGGAUCUGCGCCCUGAGGGAGACGUUUGAGGAGAGCGGUGUGCUGCUGGUUCUGUCUAAAAUGGAAGAGGAAAGUUUGUUGGAAAGUUUAAAGGACAGACGUUACAACGACCAAGCGCUUCCCUGUCAAACAAACGUGCUGAGCAGUAGUGAACUCACUAAGUGGAGAGCUCUGGUGAACCAGAACCCCUCCAAUUUCAUCCGGAUGUGCAGAGAGCUGGAGGUGCUGCCCAACAUCUGGGCUUUACAUGAAUGGAGCAACUGGCUGACCCCAGCGGGCAAGUACGGUGGUACGAGGUUUGACACAGCCUUCUUCAUCUGCUGCCUGCAGGAGGCCCCGCACACUCUGCAGGACCAGAGGGAAAUCGUCCAUUAUCAGUGGUCCACACCAUCAGAGGUCCUGCAGAGCUCCCAGGCACAGGAGUUGUGGAUCCCGCCGCCACAGUUCUAUGAGUUUAGCCGCCUGUGUCGUUUCCCUCUCCUUAGUGACCUUCAUGUCUUUGCCAGCCAGCGUGCCAUAAAGGGCUGCGAGCACUGGCUGCCUGUAGUUUUCUUAAAAGAUGACCACUACAUCUCACUGCUUCCAGGUGACAAGCUGUACCCAUUGGACGGCUCGGAGGACAUUCAGGUGGAUACAGGCACAGACUCACAGCUGGACAAGCCGGAGGAAGAACCUGCACUACACCGCAUUUUGGUCAUGAGUUCAAAUAGUUUAGCGCUUCAGAUCACCAUCCAGCCUAAAUACGACCACGUGCUUCCAGUUAUCAUGCCACCCUUGUCACAUGACCCUCAAAGUCGGCUUUGACUUUGACUUAAACUCCUCUGUGCAAAAUAUAUGUAUGUAAUAUAUAUAUAAAAAAACUUGAAAUAACACAAAUGAAAUAUUAAAUAUUUUAUUGUGAUACACUAUAUGGACAAAGGUAUUUGGACACCCUACAUUAGACCAACAGAGACUAUAAGGACGUAAUCAAAUGCACAUACUUUUAUGAUGUUGAAUGAGAAGGUCUGGCUCACAAUCUCUGUUCCAGUUCAUCCCAAAAGGUUUUCUACACCAAACUUAUCAAACCAUGUGUUUAUAGUCCUUGCUUUAUGCACUGGGGCACAAUCAUGUUGGAAAAGAGAAGGGCCUUCCUUAAACUGUUAGAAGCAUAGCCUUGUCCAAAAUGUCUUGGUAUGUUGAUUGUCCUUCAUUGGAGAUGAGGGGUCUAGCCCAAAGCCUGAUUCAAACACCUGAAUUUCAUACUUAACAGGUGUAGCCAAAUACAUUUGUCCAUAAAGUGUACGUUGAAAUCACAGCAGCAUCCACAUUGAUGUUUUAGAUUACCGGACUGAAGAUCAGAUUUUUUUUUAUUUUUUUUUGUCUACAGCACUCAGAAAUGUGACUGCCAAUUCUGAUGUUCCAAGAGUCUGUGACACUGUCCUGAAUCUUGAGUUUCAUUAAUAGUCUAAUGUAUCCGUUAUGUGGCCAUGCAACAUUAAAAAAACAAAUAAAGAUAAAAAAAGUCAUUAGAAUCCAUGUGGCUUUUUGCCUGUAUGCUUGUGCUGAGCAUUGUUUUGUCUUCACCUGGCAGCGUGCACAUAUUUUGCAUUGGCAUCAUCCACCUGCUUUUCAGGAAGUGCUGUAAAAUGAAACGGCGGAUGGUUGUGCUGCUUUGGUUUCUGAAUUUGGGAUCAAUAAAUGUGCAUCUAACUAUCCAGCCUCAGUACAGAGUUGUCUCACUCGUGUGAUGUUUUCUGCUAUUGCAGACGACAUGUGCAAUAAGCUGAAUAUAGCAAAUUGUGUAGUAGAAGAAUCAUUUCAGAAAACCUAUAUUAUUAGUUGCAUUUUAAACUCUUUUGUCCUUACAAGGAUGUUCUAAGAAUAAUGACUCUGGAGAGAUGGCCACAUUGUCUGGAUACUUGUGCUUUUGUGCCUUAUUGUGUUUGGUUUUAGGGUUUACUUAUUUUUGAUUUGGUUCACUUGGGUCCUAUGGUGUUAACUGUUGGGUUUUAUUUAUAGAAAGAAAUGUAAGAAUUCAAUCAGGAUUUGUAGUAAUGUGCAUUUUGUCAAAGCUGUUAACAACUUUUACAAACAAAUGCUGCCACUGCCCACCGGCCUCCUUUGUGAAACGUUAACAUGGCAAUAAAUAUGAAAUUUCUUCUUUAUAUAUUGUUUUUCUCAACACUAUGGAGAAAAUGAUGUACUCUUAUUUUUAAUUCAGCUUGUAAUCAUUGUAUUACAAGGUUGUUACCAAACAUAUCGUGUGGGAGAUAAGCGUGACGACACCUGCAGCUAGCAGCUGAUGUGUUAAAUGUGGUCCAUUUCACGCCGCAUGUUCCUCUGCGGGGUUUCAACCCUUUCUCCUUAGGGUGUCAUCCCUGCUUACAGCUGUGACUGUGGCAAAUUAAUACCUCAUGAGAGAUAGUUGUAUCCUGUCUUCUCUUUACAGAGUUUAUUUAACACAUUUAUCAUUAAAAUUUAAAUAUUUUA
Solea senegalensis (Senegalese sole) is the source of this 2974-nucleotide messenger RNA. RefSeq names its product nudix (nucleoside diphosphate linked moiety X)-type motif 19 (gene nudt19). Lineage: Eukaryota; Metazoa; Chordata; Actinopteri; Pleuronectiformes; Soleidae. The record is from RefSeq and is a predicted model, not a curated record. Gene Ontology annotation, cellular component: mitochondrion. Gene Ontology annotation, molecular function: hydrolase activity, acting on acid anhydrides, in phosphorus-containing anhydrides. The transcript has 3 exons. The coding region runs from base 92 to 1309 and encodes 405 amino acids.